This is a messenger RNA of Didymodactylos carnosus, 1004 nucleotides long. The record is from the annotation of a GenBank genome assembly. Lineage: Eukaryota; Metazoa; Rotifera; Eurotatoria; Philodinida; Philodinidae.
AUGAUAAACGUUCUUUUACCGGCUAACGCGUCCAAUAGAGCUGCCGAGUCAACUGUCCAAUUCUUUCUAGGACCAUCGACUUCUGCAGCUGGGAGUGCGACAGAAGUGUCAUCGCUCGGACAAACCAGCAAUUCCAAUGGAUUAAGCGGGACGAUUUCAGCAUCUGCAGUAACAGAAAUCUCAGAAUAUACAUUAUCCAGAAAGAAACGCGUUGUGGGUGGUAUACCUAUCACGCGCAAAGGUGUUUAUCCGUGGCUAAUGGCCAUCGGCUCAACAAAAAUCUUCUAUUAUACUGGUGCUCUCAUUCGUCCUACAUGGGUUAAUACCACGGCAUCGUGUUUGCUGCGAAAUAAGUUGAUUAACAUCACCGCAACUUCGUUGUUUGCCGCUUAUGGUCUGACCAAUAGAAACAAUUAUUCUAGUUCAAUACAGUUUUCGAUUGUGUCACAAGUUAUUUUGUACCCCACUAGAGUGAGAACCAGCAACGAUCUUACCGUCAACGAGUUGGCUUUACUCAAAUUAGAUGCUGCACCACCAUCAACGCAGUACGUUUGUCUGCCAUCUAAUUUUAACAAUACUAGGAAACCAUCAAACAAUGAGUUCGCCGUGCUCAUUGGAUAUGGCACAUCCGGAACGGGUCAGGCUACACGACAACCUCAGCCAACACUUCAACAACAACAACAAUCUCAACAACCACUUCGACGACAACCUCAAGAACUAGUUCGACGACUACUUCGACGACAACCUCAACAACUACUUCGUCGACCACCUCAACAACCACUUCGACGACUACUUCGACGACCACCUCAACAACCACUUCGACGACAACCUCAAAACCCCCCGCAACAACUACUUGGACAACAACCUCAGCAACCACUUCGACGACAACCUCAACAGCCACUUCCACGACAACCUCAACAACAACAUCAACUACAACGUCUAAGACCAACUCAACAACAACUUCGACGACAACAUCAACGACCACUUCGCCGACAACAGCUACG